Molecule: messenger RNA, 2958 nt
Organism: Adineta ricciae
Lineage: Eukaryota; Metazoa; Rotifera; Eurotatoria; Adinetida; Adinetidae
Source: the annotation of a GenBank genome assembly
AUGAUGCUAUCAUUCUCAGAUCAGGAGGAAUUUGAUGACGAGUUAAUGACUGGCCGUUUUGAUGAAAAGCUUGAUGAAUUUGUUGCACUAAUCACUUCUCGACCACAAACGGCAAUGGAUGACUCACUACAAUCGAACAUUAAAGACUACAAUCCAGCAAUUGACGACAAAGAAUCAUCUACCGAACUAUCAAAUAUAGAUGACUUCUUAUAUGAAUUAGACUCAAAUAUUCAAGCGGUACGACCUACUACGUCGAAAAGAACAAGAGCUCAACAUUUAUUCACUCAAGAAGAUGAAUAUCGAGAAAAUCAAAAAGGUGGUGGCUUUUUCAAUCAGACUAAAUUUUGUUCUGCAUUAAGAAAUGAGAUGAAGCACAUGUUUAACGUUGAUGUCACUAUUGAGAAGAGCAAUGAUGGAUCACACCAAGAAUACCCUCUUUAUAUUGUAACAUUUCAAAGUAUAAAUGCGGAAAAUGUUUCUAAAGCAAAAAACGCAUUGAAAUUGCUAUUUGACUCGGUCAAAAUAGAAAUCAUAGGCGAAGAAGCAGGAUUCUGGAUACAGGAUCAAGAUUACGCUCGUAUCGUUCAAUUUUACGGUGAUCAGAAUAAAAGCUUGUUUAUCCUGUGUGAAUAUUCAAAGAUUGGCUUGUUUAUUCAUUAUUUCGACGGUCAUAUAUCCGUUGAUUUUCAUCGCUUAUGUACUACUAGGGAAACUCUUCGAACAAUACUGAAGAAUAAGUUUAAAUCCUCCGAUGUAAAUCUACCAGCGAGUUCCGAUCUGACAAAGGAAAAUAAAAGCUUUUUUGCACAAGAUAUUCUGCAACUCGAGGUUGAAGUUCGAACACGUCCGGUAUUAAUGAAACUUGAGCAGCGAUGUAUUCAUUUAUUUGGUAUAACUCCAAUAGUCGAUGAAGUCGUGCAACAAAUCGAAUGUAUCAAAGAGAGAUACGCAUCCAAUAUGGUUCGAUUGAAUUUAGAGUCUAUUCAGAUCAAUUAUUUAAUCGAUUUUUAUUCUGAUGAGCUUCGAAUAAUGGAGAGAACGUUCGUUAAUGCAAAAAUCCUUGAGCAUUUGAGAAAUGGAGAAUUCAUGGCACCUCAACAUAUACAAAGUACAAUCGAAAGACAAAUCAAGGAAUUAGCUACAUUCUGUCCACCCAGUUCUUUUACCGUUGAGGAAGAAACUUUUCGUCCCAUGGCACAUAAUGAAUGUCCGAAUCUAAUAGACAUCGGUCGGCAUUAUAAAUGUCACGUUGAAAUCAAAGAAUUUCCAACGAAACAUAUUUGUGAGAUUCCUCGAUCAACGGCAGAGGAUCACGUAUCAAAUAAAUUAACAGCGGCAGCUAUCAAAAUAGAGCAGGGUGAUCUUGCUGAUCAGAACGUUGAUCUUGUUGUGAUUUGUUCGACAUCGUUAUAUCUUCGAGAUGAUAUCAUCAAAAAAGCUGGUCAAUCAGUGAAAGAAGAAUAUGAACGAAUUGCUCAGCACUCGCCUUCCGAACCUUUUGAAACGAAUUCGGGAGAUUUGCAAUGCCGAAAAUUAUUAUUCCUUCCAUGGCAUAUCGAUCAAUCUACUAAACACAAAUUCACUCAAUCGAUCCGAAAUUUCGUGAGAAGAUCCGUUCAAUAUGCUCUCAGGGCGCAUCACACAUCAAUUGCUUUCCCAUCAAUUGGAUGUGGUAAACUAAAUAUUGGAAAAGAUAUUAUAGCCAAUGAAAUGUUAGUCGAGGCGCAGAACCAAUUAUUAACAGCUAAUGCCCUGUUACAGCUUAUUUUUGUGAUUCUACCACAACAAACGGAUGUUGUCAAAGCUUUCGAGGUAAAACUUGCCAGUUUGCAAGAAGGCAACGUCGAAACUAAAGAUGCAGAAAUCUCCUAUCACUUGUCGACGCUAACAUUGACCAUUCACUCAUCUAAUGAGAAUAAUCAAAGAGAAUGUAUAGAAGCAUUACACAAUCAUAUUACCAACUCUACUGGAACCUACGAAGCCUAUCAACAAACAGCUCUGAAAAAAUGGACUCAGCCAGCGUUAAAUAAAUUCUUUCAUUUUUGUCAGAAAAGCCAUGUCGUGAUUGACGUGGAUAUGAAAAUUGGUUAUUUGAGAUUAUACGGGUCAAAAGAAGCAGUCCGAGAAGCAGAAAGUGAAUAUCUUCGACAACAAGUUAAACAGAGCGAACAAGCUCGAUUGGCUGUUAUUGCACGAGAUAUCAUAUGGGCGUAUAAAAUCGGAGAAAAUCAAUGGGAAAAAUACUCAUCUGAAAUCAAUACUUUGAUCGAAGAUCAGUAUACAUCGAAACUGCAAUCGUUUAAUUAUACAGACGACAAAUCGAAAGAAUAUCUUAUCGAUUUUCAAAUGAUGACUGAAAAAUGCUUGAGUACUAAUCAAGAACGUCCAAUCGUUCGUCAAACUGACUUCACAUUUCCUAAAGAUUGGCACGUUCAAAUUCACAAUAUUCAACAAUUUUCCUUGUCAACGAAUUCCGAUGAAUUCAAAAGUCUUCUACGUUUAUUCAAUAAAACUAUGACUAAGAAAUAUACGGAGAUCGUUCGGAUCGAUCGAAUUCAAAACAAACAGUGGUAUAUGCAGUACAAUUCCUAUCGAAGUUUUUCAUCGAAGAAACAUACAGAGAGAAAAUUAUUUCAUGGCUGCCCUCGACAAACAACCUCCCUGAUUAUUAACUCAUUUUUCAAUCGAUCUUUCGCGGGCAUUAAUGGUGUUGUCUAUGGGCAAGGUGCUUAUUUCUCGGCUAAGGCUAACUAUAGCCAUAAUUAUGCGACUAUAACCGAUUCGACUGGUGAACGAUAUAUGUUUGUCGCAGAUGUUUUAGUUGGUGAUACCAUUACAGGAAAUUCAAAGAUGAAAACACCACCUGCUGGUUACGAUUCCACAACAGAUGGUGAUCAUAUUUUUGUUACAUAUCGUGAUGAUCAAGCAUAUGCUUCGUAUUUAAUUGUUUACAAAUGA